AUUCCUUAUCGUACAUGACGAACAGAUAGACCGUCGGUUGGAAGGAAGCGGGUCGACUACACAAAAGCAAUAAAUUGACUGUUGCUAGGCCGGAUUUCUCAAUAUUUGUGUAAUUUAUUAUUUAGGUUUUCAUUCAUUUAGUGCACCAAAUGUUCAUUCUAGAUGAAACUUUAUUUAUUUCCUUUGCACUUUCAGUAUGUUGUUUCAUGGUAUUGUCAGUAUAAUUAUUAAAAUUAACUUCGCACACAAUUUUGUGAGACUUCACUGACAAUGAGUCAUGAUUCAUGCAGUUGGAUUAGUUGGGUUUAAUUUUAAUUUUAAUGGAUGCAAAUAUUUAUGGUAUUAAGGAGCAUUAAUAAACAUGUUAUAUUUACGUUGCCAUAGAAAAGUGACAGACGGAACGUUCAGAAUCAAUUUUUACUUGUUUAAGUUAUGGGAUGGUCAAGAAUACUUCAAAUAAAGUUAUCUGCCCUUAUGCUCUUUUUAGCACCUUAUAAUACACAUUUAAGAAAGUGUCAGUAAAUCUACCUUAAACUCAUCUUUGAAUUAAUGUUGUCCUUUAUUAUUCUUUCCCAUAAUAGAGCCAUUUUUGUUGAGGAUUUUUUUCUGAAAUAACACUACAGUCAGUACAGCAUCAAUUUUAAUAGCAAUAGUGACUCAAUAGUCUGAUAGUGCAAUGCCAAAAAUAGCCUUUAGUUGGAACCUUCUUUUCUUGUAGGUCAAUAGUAACUUAACUAAAAAGCCUUUCCUUCAGUCAUUUAGGAUUUCUUCUUCAUUCUAAAUGUGUUAAAUGAGCUUUAUUUAAAUUAUAGUUGCUGACAUUUUUAUUACCUCUAUCUCCACUUCUAGAACUUCUAGUUCUAGCAUUUCAAAUAGUUCUUUUAUAGUAUUCCAUUAAAUUCUGGUGCCUUAUUAUAAAAAUUUAGUAGCUUGAUAAGCUGUAACAUUUCUGCCUGGAUAGUUAUAAUGCAGUUUAUAUGUAGGUCUUCAAGAGCAAGUGGCUGGAUUCUAAUUGGUCUGUUACGUAAUGUCCUAACAUUUUCAGCAUAUCUCCUGUAUUUAAUGUCAAUAUUUUCACCAAUUUUUAUUAUUUGGCCUUUAUUGUGGAUGAAACUUCCCUUGUAUGUUUUAGUAUCAUUUUAUAGAUGGACAGCCUUUGAUUGCUUCAGCCUCAACUUCUUUAUUAAUGACAAAGAGCUUAAAGGUUUCCUCUUAUUAGACCCGAUGCUUGUUAUCACUUCUUAAACUUUUAAUUUUUUUUGUCAGUUUCAGUGGCUUCAGCUUUUGAAGCUAUAUUUGCUCUUUCCUUAAUUUGUAUCAAAAUCUUCUUCUAAGUACUCUGAUUUGUAGUUUGAUGAUCGGCUGAAAUCCAUAUUUCUUGUGUGGAUGGGAACAUACAAUUUUAUGUCACCUAUUUUCAGAUAACUUGUGCUGCCUUUCAUUAAAGUGUCUCUGAUUAAGUCAAUAUUGUCAUUUUUGGUGCAUUACAUUCAGUGUUAUUUAACCUAUUACCUUUGCUGAAAUGUAAUGAAGAUGAGGCUGAUGGUUCUUGGUCUCUCUGUCAAUCCUAUGAGAAUCCUUUUUAGUUUUAAGCAGAAGAUAUCAUUAUUGCUCUCUCUGUUAUGCCAUAACACAGUAAAGGAGUUGCAAUAAAUUUAUGCAUCCUCUCCAUUAAGUCUAAGUCCCCAAGUAAUAAUAAAAUUGAGUUGCUACUGUUUCUAGCAUUUUAGAACCUGCUUCCAGGAUUAGUAAAGUUGUAUUUUUUGGUUCCUGAUGCCUAAAUUGUUUUUUGCAAAACUUAUAUCAUCAUAAUUUUCACAUUUAUAUUUUGAAAUAAAGAAUAAGUUUGAUCAUCAAUGAUUUUUAUUAUGCCUAGAAGAGAAAUAAGUAUCUAAAAACAGUUUUUGCAAGCUAAGAGGCUAGAGUUAAUUAGAGCUAAUUGAAAGAAACUAAGGUUACACCCUGGCCAAGGGGCCAUCCAUAAAAGACGUCCACCAAUUUUUUGCUAUUUUUACCCCCCCCCCUCCCCCUUUGUCCACUUUUGUCCACUUUUGACUUGACCCCCCCCCCACCCCCUCCCAGUUGUGGACGUCCAAAACAUAAAAUUUACCGAACUUAAAUUAAUGAAUAUUUUGGGAAAAUGUACAACAAUAUAAAGAGUAUGUAUUUACAAAGAUUUUUUUUAGAAAUUCCAAUUAUUUGCAGGCAAAAUUCUAAAUGAAAUAAUAACUGUUCAAAAACAUUUUAUUGAAUCACUGUAUUAAAAAAUGUAAUAAACAAAUAAUCCACCAUUCUUCAAUCAACGGAAAAUUCGGACUGCAGACAUUCAAAAAUGUUUCGUAUAAUGAAAACAUCUGUUCUUGAGUCUUCAAUUGCUAAUUCAAUUUGAGUGGCAGUCUCUUCGUCUGAUUCGUCUGCCAUAUUAUGUUCACUAGCAGGAAUAAUGCAAUGGACGACCUUAUGUUUUUUUCAUUGCCGCCUGUGAUGGGAAAUAUUUACCGCAGAAACAUAUUCUCUUGGAAAUUCUCCCAGCCACCGAUGGACAAUAGAGAUCAAAAGGCAUGCUACUGUAACUGUGAUCGGGCAGUAAAUUUAUGCAAAACUGCUGCACUCAAAAAAACACUACAAUGUGGACAUCCACUUUGUCCUAAACCCCCCUCCCCCCCUUUGUCCACUUUAAUCCACUUUUGUGUGGACGUCUUUUAUGGAUGACCCCCAAACAUCCCUUAUUCAUUUCAUUUUCACUUAUACAAAAAUUUCAGGACAAAAGUUAAGUAACUUUAAAUAUGUUUAGUGAAGGUAUCUAGCCUUCAAAUUAUCUGUCUAAAAAUAAAUAAUUUAUUAUUUUUUAAACAACCAGAAAUUAUUGAUUUUAGCAUGAAUUAAUAUUUUAAAGAUUCAUUUAAAAUAUAAAAGAUUUUUAAAUUCAACUAAGAGUAGGAGGUAAAUCAGUUCCUUAAUUAGUGUUGGAGGGACAUGUAAGGGUGGUACCUUUGACAGAAUAAUAAAACGGAAAGCUUCUAUGUCUAGCUAUUUGUAUCUUGUUGGGGGAACAUGAGUAUGAAUCAAAUUUAAUUGCAUUGUGUAAUAACAAUUUAUAUUGGAAAAAUAAAUAUUGAUAGUCCUAAAAAAAUUUCCCCUUUUAAUUUUUUUGUGUUUCAGUUAUCUUCAAAACAGCUGAAUAACUAUGGCAGCUGUGAAUGUACACAGCACAAAUGCUUCAGAAAAUAAUCUCAGUCGACACGAUAUGAUAGCUUGGAUCAAUGACACUCUGGCAACAAGUUACACAAAAAUUGAAGAACUUUGUUCAGGUUAAGUUGUUGUAUUAAAUGCUAUUACCUCUUUUAUAGGACCAAAACAGUAAACUUUAAUUUAGAUUAUUAUUUUGUUUUUUGAGUGAGAGUAAUGAGAAAGUUUAAAUCUUGAAUAUUAUUUAUUUUUUUAGGUGCAGCAUAUUGCCAGUUUAUGGACUUACUUUUUCCAGGUAACUUUGUUUUGAUUAAUUUUCAAUUUUUGAAAAGCAGUUUUUCUUUUAUGUUUAAACUUUUAAAGUAAAGAAUACGAAUUUGAUUAUAUAAAUGUAAAAAUUGCAUAUAUUUAUUCAAGUUUUGUGGAAAAACAUGCCUUCUUUUAAAAAUUUUACUAAAAAAAAAUAAUAGAAAUAGCAGAACUGUUAACAAAUGAAGAUAUUGAUAUUAAAUGUAAGUUUUUUAGUUUUUGAUACUUCUCAGAACAACACACAAAUUUCCCCAGUGCAAGAUUUUUGUUAUGGGAUACCAGGAAUAAUUACACAUUUGUGUGUAAUAGAAAGGGAGCAAAGGAAGUGCAUUUUUAGGUUUACACAAGGACAUCAAAAGAUGAUUUUAUUAUAAUAAAUAGCUAUGUUUCUUCAUGACUUAAGCAAAAAUAUUUAAAAAAUUUCAUAUAGUAAUUUUAAAAUAAUUUUGUGCUUUAAAAUUGUAGUGUGCCAUUGAUUUCAAACAUUUAAUUGCACACUCUUACAGAGAAUUUAUUAAUUUUUACUUUAACUUUUUGAAUAAUAGUAUUUUUAUACUGAGGAAAAAGCAGUACCAAUCCCAUUACAUUAAAAACUAAUAAAAAAUAUCUUAUAAGUAAAUUUGACAAAUAUAUCUAUGACUUCUACUGAUUUAAUAAUUUAAUUUCUUUUCUUGAAACCUUAACUUUAAAUUUUGCAGAACUUAUUGCUUUUUACAAUUUUUCACCUUGACACGUUUAUGGUAAUAAAAUUUGGAUAUUUUCAGGAAGUUUAAGUUUGAAAAAGGUGAAAUUCAACACAAAAUUAGAGCAUGAGUACAUCCAGAAUUUCAAGGUCCUUCAGGUGAACUUUAAAAAACUGGGGGUGGACAAGGUGAGAGAGCCACUGGCUGCAAUGCUGACAUUACUGCUACUUCCGUCAACCAUCCCACCCCUAUCAUCUACAUUAUGGGAAUACUCUAUGCAUUUUAAAAAAAUUUUUUUAACUAUUCAGCUCAUUUAAACAAAAAUUCAAAUCUAGCAUUGCAUCCAGUUCUAUUAAGUCUUGUUGCUUUGAGAACAUUUGAAAAUAGUUGUGAUUAUUUUUUUUAUUUCUGUUUAUAAAUGAGCUGGAAAGUUUUAUUUCAAAAAGCUGUACCGUACCUCUAAAUUAUUGUUGGGCCAAGGUUGACUUAGUUUACAUGCAUAGACUACAGAAGUCAAUACAUAGGGACAGUUGUGAAAAAUAUAUUUUUUAAAAUCAAAUGGUAACCUUCUUCAGCACUGGCCUAACAAUUACUUGACAUUUACUGUUGCCUUACUUCUUGCAUGUGUAUGGGAGCAUUUGCAACUAACAUUCUCACAUAAUUUUACUACUAUUCAUGUUAUUUAAAGCUAAAUACUCUUGGCUUAGAAAGUUAAUUGCUUAUUUGCAGGCUGUGUCAGGGUUGAAGAAAUAUUUUCAAGCUUCCAGUAGUAAUUUUGUGUGAUCUGCACUGAUUAGACAGAUUGCACAUGAUCACACCCAAUAGCCAUUGCAUGCUUCUUUUGUGAAAUGUGUAGAUUUAUUUAGGCUUUUUGAGACACCUCCACAAAGCAUUGUGAAAUGCUCCCAAUUGCAUCAUUAAUAAAAAUUCUACUCAUUACACUAUUAUUGCUGUAAAUGCUUGAAAAAGCAUCCAGCAUGUUGGUAAGUUGCUGACCAUUUUACUGGUAACCUUUUUCUUCCUAAGUCUAAUGGUCUGGGUAAAUGUUGUUUCAUUUUGUUGUGUUUGAUUUUUUAAUAAAUUAACUUAUUAAAGAUAUAUUUUUUUUCAGUUUUUACAGCAGUCACCAUGUUGAUAUCGUAUAGAUAUCACAAGUAUAUCCCAAAGUGAAUGGCUCCUCUUCACUUACUUCAUCACUGUGUAUUGUGUGAUAUAACCUUUUAAAAUUUAUCAGUAUUUUGAAACUCUCUUGUCUUCCAGGUAGUGUGGUACUUAAAAAAGUAAAAUUCAAUACAAAAUUAGAACACGAGUACAUACAAAAUUUCAAGCAACUGCAAGCCUGUUUCCAGAAAUUAGGAGUGGAUAAGGUGAGUCUGUGGCAAUUUUCGGCAGGGCCUUAGCCAGGGUUUGACUCUUUUAUUUGUGUUCACAACACAAUGGUCAUACAAUUAUUUAGAGAGAUUUUUUGUUAAAAUAUUGAUAUUCCUGUAAUUUUAUUUUUAAGGGUUGUGGGAAUCUGCAUGGUUAGAAAUCCCAAAAACAUCCCCUGGCUAAGGUUUUGUCUUUGGCCAAAGACUUUCACUGUGCUCACUCUUUGUGUGAUUAUUUUAUUAUUAGUAAAAUGAGUGUUUUGUAGACGUUUUAAGUGUUCUGUUCAGCUGCUUUAUAUUGUACUCGCAUAUUCAAAGUAAUAUGGCUGGAAAGAUUUGAUUAAUUUCAAAGCAUAUAUGCAGGAUUAUAUGUAAAUGAGUAUAAAAACUCUUGAUUCUUAUUGUUUUCCAUUGCUUAACAAUUUGGAUGUUUCUGGAAGAAAGACCAUAAACAUUACAAGAAUUUAAAUGCAACUUAAUAAGCAUGAUUCUUUAAAGAAUACUUAGAGAUGCAUACACAUUUUUCAGUGCAAAUCUAUAUAACUAGAUAAAGACGCUUUGAAAUAUUACUUACACAUUAGAUUGAAAUCAGCAGCUUUUCUUUCGCAUAUUUAUAAUAAAGCUUUGUGUUGCAUAUUCAUAUAUUCUCUUUUUGAUAUACAUUUAAUAGACUAUGUAUAUUGUUUUCAUUAGAUUAUUAUUUUUGUAAAAGUUAUAUAGACUUAGAUUUGGUGGUGUAAUUCAUAAGGUGCACAUUUCUACACAGAAAAUAAGAUAUGCUACUGAGUUUUUUUGUUUGAUAAGAUGUUAAUCAUGCUUUAUUUAAUCAUUAUAAUUCAUUCACUUAUAACAGGGGUCUCAAACUCAAAUAAGCCGGGGGCCGCAGGAGGUAGAGUCUGAGUGAAACUGGGCCACAUUAAGCAAUUCACACAAAAAAGUGAUUAAAAAUUCAAGUACAGCUGUUACCCCCUGCUAAACUUUAUUAAUAACAAAUAAUACAUUAAGGGUUCUUAAGAACUAGGCUUCACUUUUUUUCUUCUUUUACUUGUUGCCAGAGACGUGGCUGCACUUCUUCUUAGACAGCUGAGCAACUUUGGCUUGAGUGAGGAAGCAACUGAGACCCUCAGUUUAGCUUGAAGAUGCUCAUCAGUAAGUUUCGCCCUGAACUUUGACCUGUUAAAGUUCAUAGUGGAAAAGAGCUUUUCUCACAGAUAGGUACUCCCAAAAAGGCACAUGUUCCGCUUGAACAACCUGGAUAUGUCAUGGAAGAUGGAGGCCAAUUCUCUCAUAAAUUGUCCAAGCUUGACUGUUUUUCCAUUCCCCCCCCUGAACUUAGCCUUGAGUUCAGAAUUGCACUGAAGUUCAAUCAGCUCCAUUUGAAGCGCAAAAAAAAAAAAAAAGAUUGGGGGUGGGGGGCAUAUUUCCACAUUGAAGGAGAAGGGGUCAGCAAAAAUUUGAAAAGUGGCUCUGUGUGUUUUGAAGUCUGUAAACCUGUGAUCAUAAAUUGUCCAAGCUUGACUUGUUUUCCAUUCCCCUCCCUAAACUUAGCCUUGAGUUCAGAAUUGCACUGAAGUUCAAUCAGCUCCAUUUGAAGCGAAAAAAAAAAAAAAAAAAGAUUGGGGGUGGGGGGCAUAUUUCCACAUUGAAGGAGAAGGGGUCAGCAAAAAUUUGAAAAGUGGCUCUGUGUGUUUUGAAGUCUGUAAACCUGUGAUCAAAUUCUUCCUGUAGCUUUUCAAUGGCAUCAUUAUACUUACUACUGAAUGGUGUGCCCGAGUCCAUGAGUACUUUGAAUGUUGGAAAAUGGAAGUCUCUCUCAGAUAGCUGGGCAUUCCAUAACACAAGUGUGUGCAGAAUGCCUUGACAUUGUCAUAGACAAGCUGUCCCUGGCCUUGUAACUUCUUGUUGAGUACAUUCAGCUCCUGUGUAAUGUCAACAAAGAAAAGCAAAGUCCAUAAACCAUUUGGGAUCAUUUAGUACAGGAACAACCACCCCAUCCUUCUCCAUGAAGGCUUUGAUUUCUAAUUUCAAAUCAAAAAACCUUUUCAAGACGUUUCACCUACUAAGCCAAUGUACCUCGGUGAAUUAGAUAACAUCCUCAUAUGCUGACUCUAUUUCCUCUAAAAAGGCAUGGAACUGUCGGUGUUUAAAGCCCCUGUAUCUGAUAUGGUUGAUGUAUUUCACAACGUCAGCCAUCACAUUGUAAAACUUCAGGCAAUUGCUGCAAAGUGCCUGCUGAUGGAUAAUGCAGUGUAGUGCAAUGGCCUCUUCCACACCCUCCUCUUCAAGUUUUCUUUGAACAUGUGCGUAGAGUCCAUUUAUUUUCCCUGUCAUUGAUUGUGCACAGCUGGUGGAAUAUCUCCUGAGCAGUGGUCUGCCCAUGCAUUGGAAUCACUUUGAGCAACUCCUCCAUCACUUCAAAAUUAUCAACACCACUGACAUAAUAUCUUGCGAGAUGUGCAGUGUCAGUAACAUCUAAGCUCUCAUCAAGAGCGACUGAGUAUGCAAAGUUGAUCGUAAAAGUAACCUGACAUCUCAGAAUAAACUUGCAGCUUGUAAAAUGCAAUUUUUGAUGAUCUCGUCUUCUUUGAAAUACUUUCCUGCCUUAGCAAUCAUCUCACUCACAAAGUAACUAGCUUCAACUGCUGCAUCACUUUCUUUCUUUGCUUUCUUGGAAAAAUCAUGCUGCCUCACUGUCUAAUGUUUAAUAACCCGGGCCUCUCUCUCAUGGCCAGAUAUUUUGCAUACUCCUCAGCAUGUGUGGUUAAAUAACGACGCCUGAUGUUGUACUCUUAGUGCACCACAACUUUCUCGGUGCAUAUAAGGCACGUCGGAAUGCCCUGUGCUCAACAAAGUAAUGGUGCAUCUCCCACUUUUCUUGCAAUUGUCUGCGCUCAUCGCCAACCUUUCACUUCACAGCAGGUUUUGAGAAAGACAUGACUGGGGUCGGAUGACACAAAUAUUUAUUUGCACUGUUUGAUGAAAUAUAUUUUCCCUCCACUCUGUAACUCUCCCAAAUUAUGUUUCACGAGACCAGGCUGACAGGCUCGGAACUUCCGUCACUCGUCACUGGUACACACUGGCGGCAAUUUUAAUAGGGAUUGUUUGAUGCUGUGUUAAAGUGCUCCGAUUUACACAGAUAUGGUUGUGUAUUACUCACUGACGUUUUUAACAUUUGAUAUACAAUAUUGGAAGCUUGUUUUCUCAAAACCGCUCUUUGACCAUGUUUGUCUCAUAAAAUGCUAUCAAAUAAAACCUUUUAGUACGAUUUUAAAACGGUUUUUACCAUUAUAAUCAACGUCAAAACCUAUAGGUACUUUAAUAAACAUUAUAAAAAUCAGAAUUAUACUAAUCAAGAUUUGACUGAAAUCAUCGCAGAGAGUCACAUUAUAGAUAUAAGAAUGUGGACAAUGCGGGGGCCGCAUUAAUACUAAACGUUGCUGUCAGGUAGCGAGCCGCAAAAUAUUGUACCGCGAGUUUGAGACCCCUGACUUAUAAAGUUUUAUUACCAGAUCUUUCAUCAUUCCAGUGUAAUGAAGUCUUUGCUAGUCCACCUUAACUGAUAAAAUAAAGAUGUAUGGUUCAUAUGCUAAUACUAAUAAAAGAGAAAUGGGAAGCAUUUUUCUGCCAAAUUGACAUUUUUGUGAGUUAACAGAAUAAUUUAAAAUUUAUUAAAAUUUAGAAACAAAGUUUUUUAGUUACAUUUUAGAUGUUCUUUUUUUAGAACUAGGACUAUACUGUAAAAUCUCAGACCAGUCCUUAUUAUAUGAAAUCCAGAGAAGAGGUCACAAUAAUUAAUAGCUUAGUAAAGACAUAACAGUAGUUUCUAUUGAGAAAUGAUAGCCAUACUUUGGUUAAAAAUGCUUUGAUUCUAGACAUACAAAUUUAGUGUCUUGAUUUUUUUUUUUUAAGUACCGAUACAUAUCUUUGAUCUGGUUCAAAAUGACCUAGUUAAUGCUUACUUCCUUGCUGGCGUGCAUUUUAAUCCAUUGCUGGGUCACAUGUUGAUCAGGAAAACCAUUGUCCAUAUUUUUUUGGUUGUUUCAUCCAUGUAAUGGAUAGGGGUCCGAAACAAUUCCAAGUCCAUUAAUGAUGAUAUUAGCAAUACAGUAGACUGAUAAUUAAUUUAGAAGUAAAUAUGAUUUUUAAUUUCCAGCUAUUGGGAUUCGGUGUACAUCAUCAUCUGUUAAAUUGCACUCAUUGUUAAUAAAUCACAAUUUUAAAGUGAUUUAAAUUCAUGAUCAGCUGGCAAGUAAAAUUAUAAAUGUGUGUGUGUGUAUUUAAAAUAGCUAUACCUUUUUGUUACAAUCAUAUCAUAUAUUACAUUUUAGAAUUUCACAUAGCUUUCCAGAUUGUUUUUUUAAAAAUUACAAUGCUAAUUAUAUGAAUAUUUUUUUUACAGCAAUUUAUUUUUAGAUGUGUGUUUUUGAAUUUGAUUCUUGCUAGUACUAGUAGGAUUAUUUUUUUAAUGGGUACUAAUCAACUUAUUAGUAAAACUGCUAACUUUUGUGUGCAUGAUCCUUAACCCAAAUCCUAAAUUGGUGUCAUCAAUUUUAUUUGGACUAAUAUUUUAUAUUCCUGUUUCCUUUUUAGUUUUACAAUGUAAACAUGCUCAUAAAAUUACCUAACAGAAAUGUUAAAUUAAAUAUAAAUAAAUAUCAACUCAUUGUCUUAAUUCAAAUUCUAGAUAUGUUUCUGGUAGACCUUAAAGUGGUACAAUCUGAAGUCUUUGAAUUCUUUAAAAAUCCAAAGAUGUUUAUUUAAACAGAUAGUUCCUGUAGAAAGGCUUGUGAAAGGGAAAUUCCAGGACAACUUUGAGUUUGUUCAAUGGUUCAAGCGAUUUUUUGAUGCAAAUUAUGGAGGCCAAGAGUAUGAUCCAGUGUCUGCAAGAGGUGGCGAACAACUCGGCGCUGCCAAGCAGGGUGCCUUGAACAAAGCACCAACAGCUAAACCUUCAGUCUCAAAAACAAGCCAACCACCUCCUCAAAGAAGUAGGUUUUUGGUAUUAUAAUGGUAGUAAAAUGAUGUUUUGUAGAGAAAAUUGAUUUUUAUUUGGUAAUUAAAAAAUAAAGUUAAGUAUUUAAAUAAGGCCCUGGAUGCCAAUGAUUAAGGGUCUAUUUUUCUUGUGAACUAAGAUGUGUCCAUAAGUGCUGAUUCUGUAUUGGAGAGCAGAUAAGGAGUACGCAACUCUGUACAUCUGUCUGUGUAGUUAAAACUCUUUUUUUUACUUGCUUUGUUCAAACUUUUAUCCGAUCUUUUGUGACAGUUGUUAAACAGCCCAACAAGAGCCCUGCAAGUAAUCAGAUCAGAAGGUCUCCAGGUGUGGCUAAUAAUGCUGGUGGGGACAAUCAUGUCAUAGAAGAACUCAAAGGCCAGGUAAUUUAAAUUUGAUUUUCUAUUGUAAGCUUUCAGUCUGAUUUUAAUUAAUUAACGAUUUUCAGUACUGAAGAAAUUUACUAGGCUAGUCCCUUUAUAGCUUAAUGCUGUCAAAAAUGCCCAUUUUCAAAACUGCCAGUUUUUUCUUAGUUACUUAGUACAAUGGACUGGGAGAAAGACUUGCUUUCAGAUAUUUAGUUUGAACCUCUUUUCAACAAAUGGUGUUUCAUUUCAUAUGAUUUUUUUUUAAAGUUGUGAACUUUGGCUUUAAAGAAAUAUUAAGCAAUUUAUAUAAUUUUAUAACGCUUAAGGUUUAAAUGAACUUCAAGUUUUGAUGAUUUUAGCAGUGGUAGGGAUGAAUCGGGCAUUGAUAUUUAUAUAAAUGAUGAUAGAGAUGAUGAAUCGAGUAACACAUUCAUCAAAAUAAAAUAAGUAAAACAAAGUAGGGUUAAACCUGAAAAAAUAAACGCAACAAAACAGCGAACGUGUCGACAGAAAGCCUUCGUCAGCGAACAAAACAACAGAAAAAACGGUAUACAAAUAAAAAUAAGAAUAAAUAGCACUUAGCUGGUAAGUAGUAUCUGUGGGCAGCAAUAGAAGUGUGGCAGAAGGAAAGUGAGUGAGAGUUUAAAUAUACAAGCCGCAACGUUAUCUACGCCAUUGUCUGCACCUGCUGUCAGAUGACAUACACAGGGGAGACUGGACGCCGUCUCUCAGACAGGUGUACCGAACACCUCCGAAACAUUACACAAGAUAAACAGUGUCCUGUCUCCAAUUAUUUCAAUAGUAGCGACCACCAGGGCAAGGCGGACUUUUCAAUAAGUGCGAUUGUGGCUAGCACGAACACCGCCAGCCGGGUCAAUUUGGAAGACAGACUUAUCCUGACUUACGGCACUUUGACGCCAGAUGGGAUUAAUGUUAUGUCUCUGUUCACAGCUUGACCCUAGCUCCGCCCCUCCAUGUUCUGACCUAUCACAGUGAACUUUUUUCUCCCCCCCUUUUUUCACCGGUGCAUAUUUAAACUUUCACUCACUUUCCUUCUGCCACACUUCUAUUGCUGCCCACAGAUACUACUUACCAGCUAAGUGCUAUUUCUUAUUUUUAUUUGUAUACCGUUUUUUCUGUUGUUUUGUUCGCUGACGAAGGCUUUCUGUCGACACGUUCGCUGUUUUGUUGCGUUUAUUUUUUCAGGUUUAACCCUACUUUGUUUUACUCAUUUUAUUUUGUACUAUCCUGAUUGCAGUCUCUCGCCUUAUUAACACAUUCAUCAACACCCUUAUGUCUAUUUACUGUGAAGCCAGGCCCUAAACAUAAUUAUUUGCCUGAUGAUGCAUUAGUCGAUGAAUAUUUUUCUUUUUUUAUUCUUGACACUUUCUACCAAAAUGUGGCAAAUUUAUAUAUGCCUUGCAGUAUGCUAGAAAAAAAUGAAAAGAUUCAUAAUGGCAUCCAGUUUGUUAAAAUGAAAGCAAAAGUUUUGUCAACAUCAUUAAGUUUGGGAUUCACAACCGGCAUUGAAUCUUACUGAUCUAUAGAUUCUAGACUUGGGGGCUCCAGCCAUAAUGGAGAAAAACAGACUUUAGGAGAACAACCAAUAUGUACAUCUCGAUUGCAGUUUGGUUGCUGGUCUAUAUUCAUCUUUUCAAAAUAUUGCAUCUGAUAAUGUAGAAUUUCCAGCAGCACGAUAGUUCAGGAAAAAGACAACUGUUGAAGUGGAAAUAAUUUUACUUUAAAAAUCUUACCAAUGAUAAACUACUGUGUUAUUUUCUAUUUAUAGUUACCGGGGUAUAGGAAAUUUUUCUUAUGAAAACAAAACGUGACUUAAAAUAGAGUUACGCCCCUUAGCUUGGGAGGUAGAAGAAAUGUCAAGAAAAAGCUGGUAAACAUAUGUAACUGAACAUUUUCAUCCUUUUAAAGAAAAAUAAACUUUGUGAAACUUUUUGACCUUAGUAGGCAUGUAUGAAAGUGAACAUGUCAAGUAAAUGGUAUAAUUAAUCUUUUCAAAUGAAAAUUAUGGGGAAUAAGAAAGAACUAGCACUAAAAGGCAACCACCAAGAACUACAUAGAGUAUUGCUAUAGUUCUGUUUGAGAGACAGUUUUAAUACAUUAACAUGUUAUAACCUAGUUUUGCGGGCAUCCGUCCUUCACAAUGUGACUUUGACGUAGACGAAGUAGGCCUGGAAUUAUUCUUCUAAGAAUUAUAACCUGGUUCCCUACACAGCAAAUCGCCUAUCUCCACGCCGCUAGAAAAAGGAAGGGAACAUUAUGUAAUGAUACAGCUUGGCACCAGUGGCGUCGCAGGGGUUGUUGGAAUGUUUCAUUGCGUCAAUGUUAUCCGCCUACAGAACUCCAUCUCCGGGUUUUGAAUUCAGAGUUUCCUUCUCUUAGAUGAGUUGCCAUCCAAGGCUAUCGAGUCCCAUCCACCCGGGGUGCUGGUGAUGUUUAUGCUUGACAGGGCUUAGGUGGGGAUUGAACUCCAGGCUCACUAGACCUUUUAUAACAUAGUUACCUAGUAUAAUUAUAUUUAAUUUAGUUCGCUUAUUCACUUUCAGAUUGAACAAUUAAACAUUGAUAAAGAGGGUUUGGAGAAGGAGAGAGAUUUCUACUUUAAUAAAUUGCGUGAAAUUGAAGUGAUCUGCCAAGACAAUGAUGGAAUGACCCACAUCAAAGAAAUAAUGGAUGUUCUCUAUGCAACUGAGGUUAGUUUUUAGGUUCUUUUUAUUUACUUCAUUUGAACACAAGGUAAAUUUCUAUUGAUAUUUAUUAGUGAUUCUUAAUCACAAGCUGAUUACAUUGACAGACCAGUAAAAAAAAUUCAUACAUAUUUUUUAAAACCCUUUUUGCUCCCUCAUCACGAAAACAAGAUUUCAAACAAAACAUAUGAAAGAAUGGAAACAUUCGGAUUUCUUAAAAAAAAAAAAAAGACUCAGCUUGUAUUGUACAUAACAAGAUAUAAAAUUAUAGUCCAUCAUCUCUUAGUAUAAGGACUCCUCACCCUCAUCACCAUAAAUGCUUUUAGGCUAUCAAAUGUAGUUUCUAAAGUGGUUUAACAUUUCGGCUAAAUUGUUUAGAUAUGGCAUAGAUUUUGAGGGGGGAAAACAAUUAGGUAGUUCUAACUUCCACAUAGAUGAUUUUGUUCCAAAUGAUACCAGGCAUAUUUUCAUUUUAAGAAACCAAAUCAAGGUGAAGAAAUAGUCAGUUUGAAUCUAACUAUUUUUAAAUAUAGUGUGUUUUAAAAGAUGUAUUUACGCUUUAUUCAUAUUUGUAAUGUGACUACCUCAAUUUAAAAAUGAAGGUCUUCAGCUUUUUUGGUUGAUGUAUGAAAUAAAAGGAGCAUUUAAUUUUUUUAGUAUUUUAAAAUCAAUAUAGAGUAAAGUUUCUAUGUUAACUUGUUAAUCUAGGGCUUUGUCUGGUCAGCUUUUUUGCCCGUUUAAUUUUUCCAUUGAAUUCAUAGAUGGUGUUAAAUUUGUGUGCGUUUCAUCAAAUGUUAAUAUGAUAAAAUUGGUUACAAUAGUACUCUCAAGAAGAUGUUGGCUGAAUUAUUUUUGUAAUGAGCGCAGUUAUUGUUAUGAUUCUAAAAAUGCCCCAUCGGAUUGGAGAUAUAAACUACAGUACACUGAAAGCGCCUUUUACAUCACUUCAAAACAGUUGAAGUUCUGGUGAUUUCUAUUUUGAGACAAGGGUAAUGUAAAGUCUGAAUACCAUGUCUAAUUACAAACCUUUUUUCUUUUCUAGUCGUCUGAGCACUGAUUUGUUUUCUUGAAGAGAUAUUUUUCAAGUGAUUUGAUGUAAGAGAAGCCCUGGUGCGAUCAUGAACAUUUUUUUUGUUAUAAAUUCUGAAUUGCGUAAUAUUCCCAGUAGUUUAAUAAAUAAAGCUUUGAUGGAUAUAAGCAAUAAAUUUUUUGGCCUCUUUUGUGGUGUAGGUUAGUUUAUUUUAAUUAAGAUGUAUCUCAACACUUUGGUUUCAAACUAUAUGCUUAGUUUUCUGCUGCCAUAUCAAAUGACAUAACUUUUACCGUUUUUUUUCUCCAUAUUUUUCAGGAAGGAUUUGCUCCACCCGAAGACGAUCCAGAAUUAGAAGGAGAACAAGAAGAAUACUAACAACUCUAAUCAAUUUCCCAAGCUCUUUUUUUAAGAACUGCUUUCAUUUCAUCAGCAUCAUCAUCUCACCCAUGUAUAUAAUAAUUAAUUUUAUAGACUAUCAAGAUAUACAUAGCCUGAACCUUGUGGUGCAAAUGAUCAAAAAAAAAAAAGGAACCCUACCUACUCAUGAGUGAAUGAAACAGUUUUGACCACUUUCAGCCUCACAAUUCAAUGUUACCACUGCUAAAAAAAAAGUCCUUGACAUUUCAUAUUAUGGUGGUUUUCUCUGGUGUGUAUUGACUCAGUUUUAUUAUUUUUAGUUCUGUACUGAUGUUUGUGAUUCAUGGUAAAUUUUCCACUUGAAAAAGUUUUAUUAGUUCGGAUAUUUAAGCAUAUGCUGGCGUAAAUGCAGGUGUAAUUUUUAAUAGGGAAAUUAUUUAACAUUUAUUUUUGAUGUUCCUAGACAACUUGAAAUCCGACGUUUUAUCUCUUUUUCACAACAGUUCAGGUGAAAUAAAAUUUCUACUAAUAUCUUAAGCUUGCCAUUAUUUGGGGAAGGGUAGAUAAUAUGUGUGUCCUCCUAUAUAUUUGCUUAUGUCUAAAAGCUCUUGUUUUGGUAAUAAUCACAUAAUUUGUUAUUGCAAGUAAUGCCCACAAUGGUUUUCUGAAUAAAAUGUAUAACACUUUUUCAUAGUUAUCUUUUACUUUACACUUAAAUUUGAAGGCAAAUUUACAAUAUAUAAAGUUAAUUUGUUAAUUAAUUUCAAGUAAUUAGUGAACAUUUUGUAGAAUUUUGUCCGGUACUGUUCUUUCUAUAAAAUUGUUAUAUUUCAUUGAGUGGCAGUUAAUGACAGAUUGUACAAGCCCUCAUAAAUGUCUACCUGUUGUUAUCAGGGAUGGAUGUGUAUAGAGAAAGAUAAAACUUAAGAUCUAAUCCAUUCAUAAUUGUCUGACAAUUAACUGGGUUGUACAUUAAUAAUGGGUGGAUCUUAUAGAACCUACAGUUUUAGUUAAAUCUCUAGUUUUCUCAACGACAGUUUUUACCAAUGGCUGUAUUCUUAUUUUCUGCUGGUUAACACAUUGAAUGAGCUUCAUGUAAAAGAUAAAAGAAGACAACAGAUAGGGUGCUAAGUGAAAGGCAAGGCAGGUAUUUGUUGAGAAUGUUUCUAUGAUUUUGCUUUGAGGUGUCUUUUUAACAAACAAAAAACUUCCAUGUUUGAAGCUAAGCUUCUGAAGCUGUGAUUAAUUUGUCCAACUUAUUGUUAAAAUUUGUUUUUUCUGCUGCCCUGCCUUAAAAAUGUAUGUUUUUGAUUGUAUGAAUUGACCUCACAACUACCGUCACUUGAACAGUUCAUUAAACUGGCAGACUUUUCAACCUAAUCCAAGCUACGGCCAGAGGUUUUAAGUUUAAGUCAGAUGUGAAACUGAUUUUUAUUCUUAUUUUCUUUGUGUAGUCUGAUUGCACCUGAUUUUUAAAAAAAAAGUAUGUAUUGAUUAAUCCCUUGAAUAAUUUAUACACCGCUCAGACAAAUCUAUUUACCCUGGAUAUACUUUCUAAAGUGAUGUUGCUGUGAAAAUGGAACUUGACCCCCCAAAAAACAAAGUAAUACAACAUGUAUUUUUAUCAAACUUUUAUAACUUGCCAAUAUUUAUUUAUAGUAUUAGUAUAGAGAGGAUGAGUCUCCCAAAGAGAAACAUUAGGAGUGCAAAUCAAUCAUUACAAAUCACUGGAGAGAAAUUUUGACUGUAUAAUUUUAAGUAGAAUAUUUUUUAUACUGGUACCUCUAAAUUGUUUUCUAUUUCUAGUUUUUAUUAUUAUUAUUUUUUUUAUAACUUAAAACUUGUGUUUUCACUAACAUGGUAAAGAUAUUUAUUUGACUCUACAUAGUUUUGACCUGACAACCCAUGGCUUCUGGUAAUUUCAUAAUGUAUUAUUAAACAUCAUUACCUGUGGAUUGGUUAAAAUUAUUAUUUUUCAUUCUUGUUUUUGAUUUAGUACCCGGUAUUUAGUUUUUGCUGGUUAUAUCUAGUUGUAUUUUAACUAAAUUUAUUAGGAAAUGUUUUAUUCACAAUUGAGAUACAAAUCCUCAUUUUAAAUUUAAUUUUAAGA
Lymnaea stagnalis (great pond snail) is the source of this 17114-nucleotide messenger RNA. The record is from the annotation of a GenBank genome assembly. NCBI's taxonomy places the organism in Eukaryota, Metazoa, Mollusca, Gastropoda, Lymnaeidae.